ACUUCGUCGACGCUUGUCCAUCACUACUCUACCUCUACUCGACUACGCAUGCUCCGAUGGCGUUCUGAGGCGGCUAUGCCUCGCAGGGGGCGAUUGCGACUGCGAUUUCUGCUCUCUGCUGUCCUGGUGCUCGUCCUCCUCGCGCCCCUCGUUCUGGCACAGGACCGAGUUGAGACCGACAUCAACACCAACACCUGGACUGUGCCAACGUCCGCCGCCUCGUCCGCAUCUGCUACCUCCCUUCGCUCAUCUGCGACCUCCCUCCCACGAUCCUCCUCCUCCUCUUCGUAUCGUGCUACAUCCACCUCCUCCACAACCACCCGAUCAGCACAUGAGGUGGCGCCAACGGUGCUGCUUACCGACCCAGGUCUGACGUACAACUUCACGCUGAACAGAACUGCACCGGCUUUCCUUGCACGCUUUGCGAACAACAUAACAGAUCGUGCGCUUGGAGUCAUUCUCAAUAUCGGGCAACUGGGAGCGAACGACUCCGAGCCACUUCCCAAGGUCAUCGUCACCACCGAGGAGAACUACCUGCCUCGCGACGGGCGGCGAUCGCGCACGUCCGGCGGCAGCGCACGCACGGGCUACAACAUUGGCCAGGACAAUUCAUGGCAGAUCGUGUGGGAUAACGGCUUCGGGAACUGGACGUACGGCGUUGAUCGCUCGUGGAACGUCGCAAGGUACAGCGCUGUCGCGCCUGCUAUCCUCAUCGGGCGCGGGAUCAACGACGACAUUGUCCUCGAUCCCACCCUCGUCGGUGCAGGCAACGUCACCGUCUACCUCGGGUACACUGUGCUGGACACGCCGCCCGGUGAGCACUUCGACUACACCAAGGUCGGGGGCAUCGAUGCCACCCACCCGUACUUCGGUGACUCGAGCGCCACGGAAGCGCUCGUCUUUUCGCCUCUUCGCCUGGUGGACAAACCACCAGAACCCACAUACCCGAACUACACACUUCCCGGCGCCGAGCUCCCGCUCCCCGACUUCCAAGCAAUCUUGAAUGGCAGCGAGUCGACACGAAAUAACACGUUCCUGUUUGGCGGGCGCGCCCAAGCGGUGACAUUCGUCGUGCUCCCCACAUCGUCGACACCGUCGGCGCUGAGUAAUAGUGCGGCCGCGAUUCAAGAGCAGGUUGAAAGACUGCCUUCGGAGGACAUGCCCACUUUGAAUGUGAAUGGCAGCGCCUGGACGACGGUGGGCGGCACGGCAGGUUUCCGUGACUACGCCGUCUUUGGCAACCUCAAGCCCAGCACCAACUACACAGUGUGGGCUGUUGGCGCGGACGGGAUCACAAUGUCCCAGCCGGCAUGGUUCACAACAAAACAGGCGAGCUUCAACUGCCCUCUCCUCCUCCCUACCUCAAUGUGUCCCGGCGUUGCGUACGCGUCGCCUCUCUCCGACAACCCCGCCACUCUGACUUCCGUUCCGCAGCCGUACGCAGACUUCAUCGCUGCGAGCCUCCGAGCAUUUGAAGUGUCUGUGCUCUCCGGCGCCUGUGGGCGGGAUCGGUACUCGUUCAUCUCGAGCUGCGCAGACUGUUACGCCGCGUACCGCGAAUGGUUGUGCCGCCUCGUGCUCCCGCAGUGCGCGGGAGACGAAGUGCCAUUUGUGGACGUCGACCCGCGCGGCCCGCAAGCGCCGUUCCGCCUCGAUCGCACACUUGAGACGCCGCGCAACAGCAACCUCUCGAGUGAGACGGGUCCACCAACCUACCCAAUCGACUACGUCGAGCUCAUGCCGUGCAUCAACACGUGCACGCGCGUGGACCAACGCUGCCCGUCCUCGCUGCAGUGGAACUGCCCCCGACGACAUUUCAACGCCAAUGAGAGCUACGCUUACGUGUCUGACAGUAACAACCGCGGCGACGGGUCGGCCCACACCGGCUGGGCCGCGACUGAUGUGUAUGGUAAUAGGUGGUGCAACGGCCUUUAGACAUAGACUUUGUAGUAUAGCAUGUAUCAUACUUCUAGCGG
Molecule: messenger RNA, 1976 nt
Organism: Cutaneotrichosporon oleaginosum
Lineage: Eukaryota; Fungi; Basidiomycota; Tremellomycetes; Trichosporonales; Trichosporonaceae
Biological process (GO): calcium ion import across plasma membrane
Molecular function (GO): calcium channel activity
Source: RefSeq, a predicted model, not a curated record